Molecule: messenger RNA, 2499 nt
Organism: Colletotrichum abscissum
Lineage: Eukaryota; Fungi; Ascomycota; Sordariomycetes; Glomerellales; Glomerellaceae
Exons: 6
Coding region: 1-2499 (832 amino acids)
Biological process (GO): chromatin organization; regulation of DNA-templated transcription
Cellular component (GO): nucleus; Rpd3S complex; NuA4 histone acetyltransferase complex
Source: RefSeq, a predicted model, not a curated record
AUGGCGCCCGCACGCCAACCGCCCCAGCCCUUCUCCAAGGAUGAGAAGGUUCUCUGUUUCCAUGGUGAGAUGCUAUAUGAGGCCAAGAUUCUCGACAUCCAGCCUGCCGAGAGUGGCGAAGGCUUCCAGUAUCGCAUUCACUACAAGGGCUGGAAGAACACUUGGGACGACUGGGUUUCUAUCGAUCGCAUCCGCAAGUUCACAGAGGAGAAUAAGGAGCUUGCCAGCCAGCUGCACGCCCAGAUGAAGGACCUACGCCAGAAGAGCAGUGCCAAACCCCCCAAGAAGGGCAACCUUCGUGUCAAUGGGACCGACUCAGCUCGCGGUAGUGAGGAGCGAACUGCAGGUGUCGCUGCCACUGGCCGUGGCCCUCGCCGGGCGAGAGAUUUUGACCUCGAGCAGAUGAGCUCCCCGGCUUGGGAUAGCUUUGCUCGGGUGUACGACUGGGUUCUGUCGCAGCAGGCUGCGCAGUACUCUGGCGCUCAGCCCAACUACGCCUCUCCACCCCAACGCGGAUUCAUGUCUCGAUUAGACUACGCCCGUCAACUUGCCCAUUACCGUCACAACAACCCUGUUGGUCGGGCAGAGGAUGCCAACGAACACGAAUAUCGACAAGAUGUUGAAGCAUCUCAAGGCCAAUACAUCGAGAUCAAGACCGAUUGCGCCAGUGACUUCGACUAUGGCGAUUACGAGACACCAGCUCCAGCCUCAGACGACUAUCUGUAUGGCGACGCCGACGUGAUCAAUCGUCGCCCAAAUCAGCACUAUCAGCAACGCAAAAGACGUCAACCGGAGCCAGACUACGAUGAGGAAGACGCGGCGUUUGAGCAGCAUCACAAAAGGCGUCGAAUGUAUUCGGACGAGGACGAGGACGGGAAUGUUGACUCUGAUCUGCCCCGAUACUACUUCAGGGAGGAGUAUGACGAGUAUGACGAAGAGGAGGCGGAGAUGAACCAGAACCGAUUGAAAUAUGAGGAGGAAGACGACGAAGUCAAUGAAGAGGAGAUGGGCGUGGACCGAUUCGACUUUGAGGAAGAUGAAGGUUUGAGGGACUACAACGACACUCUGAGCGAGAGGCAGUAUCGGAACAACCUUUUCCGACAGCGACUCGAAUCUGGCGAAGAAGAUGACACUUUCCUACCCAACAGACGUCGGAAGUACAUGUAUAGUGAAGAUGACUUCGAUGGCUACGACGAGGCAUCUGUUCGCCCACGCAAGAAGGUUCGCUGGGCUUCACCCGUGUACGAGGAAAAUGAAGACGAGUUCUAUCAAGCCGACAACGAAGAUGAGGGAGACGAAGAUCAGACAGUCGGGCGAGCCUCAGAUUCCGAUGGCGACGUGGAACCUGCCGACAUCAUCGACCUGAUCAGUAUUUCUAGCCAUGAGACCGUUGGCAGCGACGACGACGACGAUAGGACCAGCAUAACCAGCGACUCCAGUAUAGAAUUCCUUGGGGAGCGUCCCGCGAAUGCCAACAUCGAGAACCAGCAUGAUCUACGAAGCUUUCAAGAUGGCGAGUCGGAAGAUGCCAAGGAUGUCGUCGAAGAGCUUUUGCAGAGGCCCUGCGGCACAAGCAAGAGAAAGCGUGAGAACAGUGUGGAGGUACUCCUCGAGUUCCGCCAUAAUGUUCGACGUAGGCUGCAACUCAUCUCGUUCAUUAUGGCUUUUGCGUCUCGCAAAUCUCGGCCAGCCGAACCAUUGCGUCGGCGACCUCAGCAUGAUCAAGUGGUGGCCUGGAAGGAACCGCGCUUGCUGAGGGCUGAUAACCUGACCCUCUCGCCUGCUCCCCGCGCCAGACCCUAUGUCACAAAAGAUGGCAAGCCCAACUAUGACAAUCGCUACGAUACGAGCGUCACGACUCUCAAGCGAGAACAGCCUGCCCGGGCGAAGUCGUCAUCUGCUCGCUCUUCGGAAACGAGCGAGGAAGAACUUCCGACUGAGGAUGGAUUUCAUGCACGCCCGUCCAUUAAGCUUCCCAUCCCUGAUCACAUCAAGGCGAUGCUUGUUGACGACUGGGAGAACAUCACCAAGAACAAUCAGCUGGUCCCGCUUCCUCACCCUCACCCCGUUGACGACAUUUUGAGCGACUACCUCAACUACGAGCGCCCGAACAGGGAAGAUGGUUCUGCAAACAUGGACAUUCUCGAAGAAGUCGUUGCAGGACUUCGCGAGUACUUUGAGAAGUCUUUGAGCCGUAUCUUACUGUACCGCUUUGAGCGACCCCAGUACCAUGAGAUUCGCAAGGUGUGGGAGAAGGCUGGCGAGGAAGACAAGCACAAGUCUGUCUGCGAUACCUAUGGACCUGAACACUUGUGCCGCCUGAUGGUGUCUCUUCCCGAGCUCGUCGCUCAGACAAACAUGGACCAGCAAUCUGUGGCGCGUCUGCGUGAGGAACUCUCCAAGCUCACCGUCUGGCUCGGCAAGAACGCAAAGAACUACUUUGUCAGCGAAUAUGAGACCCCUUCUCAGGAGUAUAUCGACAAGGCUCGGAGCUUCUAG